GUGAGGACGGAGGAGGUGUUCGACCCCACGACAUCCGGUGUAGUGACAUGAACAGUGUUUAAGAAGACUCGUGGUGCCCUGGUUUCGAUCCUGUCCCUUUCCACUCAUCGAACCUUUCGAUCGAUUAAUGCAACGCAUAGUCGAUCGCAUAAUCGUCGAACGGGCCGAGAAAAGGUUUCAGACGCUCCAGUGUUAGACUUGAUCUUCAUCACGGUGAAUGACGAUGUCCAGGUACCUCGGCCUGAUUCUCGUUAUCACGACGUGUAGCCACGUCUACGGAGCCAAAACAUGCGAGGGGAACGGUCUGGGCCUGAAGUACGUGUGGGGCGACGCGCUGACGGACCCAAUGGACUGCGUGGGCCCGAAUAACAUGCAGUAUCCGUCAGCCGCGAUAUCGAGAAGUUACAAGAACCUGUGGGCGAGCAGUCGAACGGCGAGGUCUCAUCAGCCACGAACGAUCGACCCCGAGCUGACGAGGCAGGCACUUCUGCACAAUUACAAGGCUGUUCACGGCGGCUACUCGAUCGCAGAGAACUCUCGAAACGGACGAGCAUUUUCACCGAGAGAAUCGUGCGGUUCUCCAGCCAGAUUAUGCAAAACGAGGUACAACACUACGGCGCCCAUGUACGGGGUCAGCUUAACCAGUGGUCAACCAGUGACGAUCGUGCAAAAAUUCCCAGAUCUUUUGCAGCAGGUCGUCUUCGAGGUUUGCGAGUCGAAAGAGUGCGACGUGGUCCACGGUGAAUGCACGCAGACGUACGUGCCGUACCUGUUUCUAGUGAUUCCUCUCGGUCCAGUGACCUUGACCGGUCAGGAUUACGUUCUCGUCGAGAGCGGUUGCGUCUGCAAACCGAGGAAUUCGGCAAGCGCCUCGUCGGAGCCACCGGCCGUUCCGAGCUUUUAAACGUUCAUCGAACCCUCCAGAGCUGGUCUGGCGUCGCGAGCAUUUCCAAAGGCGGGCAACUCUCGAGAGCCAGCGUCCAACGUCGCGUCGAGCGCGACUUGUCGCUCAGGAAGGUGAAUCCUCGUGCUCUAAGAACCUCGCCGCCGGGACCUAGUAACCUCUUUGACGGAGCUAGCCCAUCGCCGUCGAGAGACCAGUAUUCAAGUUGCUAGAAAAUGAUUUCUCGGGAGAAAUCGAGAAAAUGGACGAUUUUCCUUCCCGCGAGAUCGUUCGAUUUCCUUCCGCGACGGAAGGUGAGCCGCUUUUUACCUUUGACAUUGAAAUUUCGACCCUCCCCGGUUAAUUGAAACCCGAUUUCGUUUCGAUUACCCGGGGAUUCCAGUGUUUCGCGUCCCGACGAAUAAGUCGCCACCAUCGUUCGUUGGAAUGUAAAAUUCGCUGAUCCGCGUGCCGUUGAAUUUUGCAGGGCAAACAGUACCGUUUCCGACAGAAAAGCUCUUAUACGAUACGAUAUAACUUGGCGCGCUCUCUAAACGUGCCGCGUCGCGUGUCCAUACCGUUCUCUCGUUAGUUUCGUCAAUUUCAGGUGAAAAGGGCUCGAAGAGAUUAUUUCAGCGUGAAAAAAAAAAACGCACGUAUCGGGACGGAGGCGAUCGUUUCGCGGAAUCCGGUCUCGGAAUUCGAUCGAGUUCGUUAGACCUGCCUCGCGAGCCGGUUUCGAGCUGGUGGUACAGGCUGCCUCGUAACAGCGUUCCACGGAAUGCAUCGUACAAGUUAUUCUUUCCAGAGGCAUCGUAAAGUCAUAUCAUUCAGCUCUACCAGAGUUGCAACCAGCCCGGAAACGUUAAUGGGUUCUUCGAUUCUCCAUCGCUGCACGAUUGUUUUUAACGUGUUCGUACUUUAUUCGUCCUUUCAUCGAUGCUUUUCCUUAUUGCUCGAUUAUAUUUACGACACCGGUAAUUUUCAAGUGUCGGGAAUAUAGCAUGGGAAUCCAGUUCUUUAUUAUCAUUAUUCAUCUCCGUAAAUUGUGAAACACAACGUGUGGUGCGAUCGUAGGUACUUAAUACCGCGAGUUGCAGUGGGAUGCAACAUAUGGCGCUUAUCUUUGUUUUUCUUGGCAUAUUACGUUCUUCUUUUGUAUUUAUCAAGUAAUACUUAACAAAACGCACCGCAGGGUGCCCGCUUCAUUUUUUUUUUUGGAUAAUUAUGUGCGGAACGACCGCAUGCUGCGCCCCACGGUCCAAAGCGAUUCUUUGUGGGACGUGCCACAUGGUGAGCUUCGCAUAUUUCUUGAAUGUUUCUUUUUUUUUUUUCUUUGCGGAACGUAUCAUUCACUCCGCGCCUCAUUAUUCUUGAGUAAUUACUUUCGAAACGCACCAUGUCCUGCACGUAUUUUUUUUCUCAAACGAUUAUAUGCGGUCACAUUAUGUUUCUAGAGCGUAUAACUUGUUAUCUUAUUCGACUUAUUUCAUGAAUAUCCGUUGAGAGGGAAAUAUAGAACGUCAGAAGACAAGAUCAUACUCGUUAUGUUGUUCGAGGUAGCCUAGUCACUCGCGGGACACGCCACUGGCCCGCUUAUGCUUCUCGGAACCGGACUCUGGAAGCUCGUCGUCGGAAUGGUACCGACAAACAGGAUGGACGUGCAGUCGCGGUACGAAUGGACCGUACCAUGAAUUCCGAUGAGUAUAAUGUACCGUUAGCCGUGUUGCGGGACCCUUCACCUCGAUUUACUUCACUUGGUUAUUUCAUAGACGGGAUCCGUGCGCGGCGCCCAAAAGAGGCUCUGACUCUGCCACUCGUGUUCGUGCCGCGCCACUUAUCAAAGACAACCGUUUAAAACGUCAUUAGACCGUCUGUUAACGAUCUGGGAUUCGUUUCGUAUCUUCCAUACGUCCUCGAUUAAAAUCUCGUGCAUUAAGUCCACUACUGCAAGGAACAACGAGCCUUCGCUUGGUAUCAGAGAUAGAAAGAUCGAUCCUGAGCUGGGAAUAAGGUGGUAUCAUCGUUAGGUGAAAUGUGGGUAGGGUCGAAUAGUUUUUUUAAUUGUAAACUUGCUAUUCCUCGCAGGAUUAAUCUUUUUUUCUACCUACAAUACAUUUGCGGUUCUUGUACGUUGAAUCGACGAUGAUUGUUUAUCGUUAAUUCUCUGCUAGAUGUUAUUAAUAUUAUUAGAAUACGCUGAUUCGACGUACAAUGAUUUCGUCGACAGCUCACGGAUCAGUAAUAAGGGGAAAACGAUUAACGGAGAAGGAGAACGGAGUAUUAAGAGAUAGAGAAUAAUUCUUAUCUAAAUAAAAAUUUCGAAUAACGAAUGAACGAUAAUUAAUUGCUUGUCUAUUAAUUGUUACACAAACGGCAGUACUUGAAUCGUAAAAUGAAAUAAUUCGUAAUGGAUAACCAGACAUUGAUCUGUUCUCUCAAAUAUAAGUCACAAAUAAGUUUACUCGCGAUUGAAUACGUUGGAUUAUCCAAUUUCUUUUAUUUCAAUAAUAAAAAAUAACUUUUUAUCCGGCUGAGAGUGUUGCCUAUCUCUAGUGGAACGCAGCUCUACGUUCAACACGCGCAACGAACGAUGCUUCCAUACCGCGUGUCAUCAUUUGUAUCUAUAGUUGUAAUAUGCAAUCAUGUAUUAAAUAAUUUAUUAUUAGAUUACUAUGUACUGUGUA
This is a messenger RNA of Hylaeus volcanicus, 3570 nucleotides long. RefSeq lists its product as uncharacterized. The record is from RefSeq and is a predicted model, not a curated record. Bases 218 to 904 code for a protein of 228 amino acids. The transcript is spliced from 5 exons. Lineage: Eukaryota; Metazoa; Arthropoda; Insecta; Hymenoptera; Colletidae.